This is a messenger RNA of Clunio marinus, 2400 nucleotides long. The record is from the annotation of a GenBank genome assembly. NCBI's taxonomy places the organism in Eukaryota, Metazoa, Arthropoda, Insecta, Diptera, Chironomidae.
AUGCUUCUCAUUGAAGGUCAAACGCCUGGCAACGGAAGUAAUUCACCCGCCCAAAAUUCAACGCGAAGUAUUAGCCCAAAUACUGCUAACAAUAAUAACAACAGCGGCCAUAUCAUUCAACCCGUCUCACCACAAACACCUUUACAGCUACAAACAUCGUCAUCAUCGCCUAAACAGUCACAUCAUUUACUAAACAAUUCUGUUAAUUUAGGAAAUAUUACGCCCACCUUCAGUACGCCACAACAGACACCUUUGUCUAGCUUUAAGUCAUCGCCGUUGAACGGUAGCGGGCAGCACAUCAGCGGUGAUAUCAACAUGCCGAUGCCAGGAGCAGUUGUCGUUACACCUGGUACACCAAACUCAACGACUAAGGAUGGCUCAGGUCGAUUGAAGAUUGUCGUGGCGUUGUAUCCAUUUAAGGCGAUUGAGACUGGAGAUUUGUCCUUGGAAAAGAAUGCUGAAUAUGAAGUCAUUGAUGAUUCACAAGAGCAUUGGUGGAAGGUGAAAGAUGCCGGUGGUAAUAUCGGUUACAUUCCCAGCAAUUACGUUAAAGAGAAAGAGCUGCUGGGUCUUCAAAAAUAUGAUUGGUAUGUCGGUGACAUGUCACGUCAACGCGCUGAAUCACUACUGAAACAAAACGAUAAAGAAGGUUGCUUUGUCGUCUUCACAUGUGGCAAAAUGCCAUACGGUCGUUUGAAGAACACUGAAGUUGUUGAACGCGUUCAGCGUGGAAUAAUUCUGGAAAAGCCGAAAGCAUGCGCUAAGGAAAUUUAUGAUGUCAUGAAAAAAUGCUGGUCACAUAGUCCCGAAGAUCGUCCAGGUUUUCGUGUAUUGAAAGAUCAAUUGGCCGCAGUUGCGCAAGGUCUCACCGACUAAAAAAAUCUUCAUCAUCAUUAUUCAACAUAUCCUCAUAUUAGCUCCCUCAUUACAUUCAUUAAUUGUGCGAUGCACAACUCGAAUUAUAUGAAAAGUUACUCAAGAACAUUUCUUGUAUUACCCCUUAAUUCAUGGAAUUAUUUGUAAGUGAUGUCAUCGAGAUGAAGAAAUUUUUGCUUCCGAAGAUUUUCUUUUUUCAAUUUUAACAAAUUUUCUAGUGAACUGAGCGAGACGAAAUCUUCCAUGAAAAGAAACAUUGUGACAACCUCGAUAACAUCAUUGAUAAAUGAUUCCUAGAAUAUAUGAAAAAAAAGUGUAGCUAUCGACUUACUUAAUCGAAAGUAAUGUAAACUAUUGUUAAUCUUCAAUUUGAAUGCCAUUUUAUAUGAUUAAUAAAAUGUGAAAAAGCGACAGAACGAAAUAUUUGAACGUUCAUAAAGCUCGCAAAAAGAAUUGAGAAGAAGAAAGAAGAACCAUGAAACUAACCCCAUACGCGAUAUUUUGUAACAUUUGAUAAAGGACACAGAAUUGCAUUGUAAUGCUGACUAAGUAAAUAUUAAACAAACAAAAAAAAGAAAAAAAUCUUCAUGGACUUUUUAUCGUUUUUAAAAGCAAAAAAUCGAUUCGCAAUGUUUUAGUCUUGUUUUAGUUUUUAAUUUGACAAUGAAAUCACACGAAAGUGAAUUUAAAUCUUUUUUUUUUAGUUAAGAUUCGUGAAUUAUUUUCUUAUGUUUAAAACCGUGAUAUUUUAAUUACAAUAAAUGUGCGAUGUAAAUUAAAUCUUAAGAAAGUGAAAUGAUUCAUUUGAAACUUUAUAUACUGGCAAGAUUUAUCUAUAAGGAAUCGGCAUGAGAAACGUUAGUGAAGUAGGAUUUAUAAUUAUUAAUAACAAAUCGUUUACAUUGAUAAGAUUGUGUGAUUGAAUAAAGCAACAAAAAAUUUGAAGGAAAUUGAAAUGAAACAAAUAAAAUUAUUGUUCUUUUUACUGUCAGCAAUACAUAAAUUGAAUAAAAUUUUUCAUUCUUCUUCAUCGAUGUGCAAAUGAUUUGCAAGAACUGAAAUUUGUUGUUGAAGCAACAAAGUGACAGUCAGAACUAAGAAGCUUCUUUUAAAAAGCUCAUUUAAGAAGAUUUCGCUUUUCAUUUUCUUUUAAGACAAACACAUAAGAAAUCAAAAGCAUAAGAAAUCAAUAAAUCAAAGCUUUUUAUACUGAUAAAGGAAGUACACAAAUAAAUAACUUUCCAAUUAAAACAUACGACUAUAAAAAAUAUCUCGAAGACCAUUUUUCUUAACUAGAACUUUUUGAUAAUUUUUUUUCGAUGUGUAUCUUGUUAUACUUAAAAUCUUAUCAUAACAAUUAUUAAGUCGAAAGAAAAAAUUACUUUCAAUCUCGCUUGUUAAACGAUUAAAGAUUAUUAAGCUGAGGAUCUUUUUCAUCCUCGAAACAUAAAUUUAUGAGCUUUUUAUUGUCAUUACACUUCAAUAGUUUAUUUUUUAAUGACGAUUGUAAAACUUUCAUUCGCC